UUUUUCAGAACUAUGUCGAGCUUUGGCAACAAUGCCGGCGGAGGAGGUCGUGAAUAUCACGACGAUCGUUCAAACCGUGAUCAUCGGCACGGAAAUGGUGGAUCGGAUGCAGGACAAAGGCGCCGUGAAGAUCAUAACUCGAGUUAUCAAUCUUAUCGUCGUCCAGAUGGGAGACAGGAUUCAUACGGAGGUGGGCAUCAAGGAAAUCACGGAAACAGCUACGGAAGACGUGAGGAUGAUCGUUCUCAUUCUCGCGAUAACCACGGUGGAAGCCGCUAUGGGGAACGGGAUGAUCGUGGCAACAACGGACGAAGUGCGGAUAAUCGCUACUCUCAAAGCAAUUAUAACUACGACAGCAACCGUGGUGGCCAACAUUAUCAGCGAGACAAUCACGGAUCAAAAGAUGAUCGUGGACCAAUGAACCAAUACAACGAUCAUGGUUCUAAUCAUAAUUCCAAUAGCAGAAACGACCAGUAUCGUCAGGGAUCUUACCAAGGCGAUGGUCACUCCGGCUAUCGCAGAGACGAUGAUCGUCGUCGUAACGACAAUGACCAGGCUAGACCAUAUCAAUCGAAUAGAGAUUCUGACAGAAACUCACCACGCGACCACCACAACUACAACAGCCAAAGUUCUCCGCGAAGCCAUCAGGGUGGACAAGAUCGCUACAGUGCUCCAAAAGAAGACAAUCAGCGACGCUACGACAACCACCAGGGAGGCCACGAUUCCUACCGUGGUCAGAAUUCUGGUGGCUACAGUGGAAAUAACAGCGGAGAAUACAGAAACGACUACCGCUCUCAACAAGAUUCCCGCGAUCAUCGUUCUGGAGGCAAUAACAGUUCCAGUGGUUUCAAAAACGAUGGUGGAUUUGGGGGCAAUGACAAUCGUGGAUUCGGAAACAAUGGCGGUGGCAGUUUUGGAAACCCGAACAACUCUUAUCGAGGAAAUUCCAAUAAUAUCGGCGGAUUCCACCGUAGCGAUGGUAGUAAUUCUGAAGGUGUCAAUGCACCGGUAAGAGCCCCACGUGACUGGGUUCCAGUAACACGAGAUAUCGAUGAGUUGGUUCGAGAAACUGCGGACCGUCUAGCAGAUUGUGAUGUAGGCCAAGAUCGUGCUGUUGAGAUUCGCAAUGCCGAAAAAGAUGUCCGUCUCACGUCAUGGACGAAUUCUGGUCUUCACCCAACAAUACUCGAGACGCUGAAGCGUAUAAAAUAUAAUAAUGUUCGAACAAUCCAAGGAGCAAUGAUUCCACAAGUUCUCGAUGGCCACGACGUGUUGGGACAGGCGGAAACCAGCGCUGGAAAGACAGCGGCGUUCGGAUUACCGAUUAUUGAUAAAAUUUUGAGAAUGGAUGAGGAGACUCGCAACAAGGCUCGUCAAGACGAUGGACCACUUGCCCUCAUUCUUGCUCCAACCCGUGAAUUGGCAGCCCAAAUUCACGAAGCUCUCCGUACAUAUUGCCAAAAUACGGAUAUCAUUGUUCUCUUAUCAUACGGACAGUCGGAUCGUGCUCGAUCGCUCAAUGAAAUCAGGAAUGGAUGUGAUAUUCUUAUUGGAACCUGUGGCCGCAUUAUGGAUUUCACCGUAAAAAGUCACAUCAGUCUGUUGCAUCUGAGGUUCCUCGUCUUCGAUGAGGCAGAUCGUCUUUUACAAGAUAUGAAAAAGGAUCCAUUGGGACAUCUUGGAGCAAUUAUCAAAGACGCUGGCUUCAUGGAGUCUGCUGCUACUCGACAAACUAUCAUGACAUCAGCAACUUUUAACGCGAGUGUCAUGACUGUCGCAAAUGAACUGAUGAAACGAUUGCCUGGUCAAGAUGAGAUGAUUAAAAUCGUUCUAGCUAAUGGACGCUUGAGCAAACGCGUUAACCUGGAGUUCUUCGAAUGUAAGGGUCUUGCAGAGAAGAACGCGAAGCUCAGGGAGAUUCUUAAACAGAACGUUAACGGUAAAACUCUCAAGACGAUAAUUUUUGUUCAAAAGAAGGAUCAAUGCGAUGCGUGUGCCGCAAAACUGACAUCCGGAGGAAUGCUAGCUCAAACUUUGCACGGUGAUCGAUCCCAAGACAUGCGUGAAAAGUUGAUCAAUGACUUCAAAAGCAACCGAGUAAACUUGCUCGUCACCACUGAUCUUUUAUCGCGAGGAAUUGAUGUGUCAGAUUUGGAUCGAGUUAUCAACUUUGACCUUCCUGACGGAGACCCUGAUCAGGGAGCUGACACGUUCAUUCAUCGCGCUGGAAGAACUGGUAGAACUGGAAGAAAGGAAAAUGGUCUCUGCGUUUCGUUUGUAGAUCCUCAGUCUGAUCGAGAUAGUUUAUUGGCACCGAAACUCGUCGAGCUUAUUAUAUCGCAGAAUCUCCCGGAUCUCAAAGUUCCAGAUUUCUUGGACGCGAUGGCAAAAUCCAGCCGUGGAAAGAGUGGAACUAGCGGUUUUGGUCAGCGAGGUGGAUACGGAGGAAGAGGUGGAGGCUUCGGUGGCACUGGUAGAGGAAGAGGUGGUGGUGUCUUCGGUGGCGGAGGAAGAGGCGGAGACUUCGGAGGUUCCGGCAAUUUUGGUGGAUCCGGCGGUGGUGGCAGUUUUGGAGGAUCUGGUGGAGGCGGCGGCUUCGGAGGCGUAAAACCCAGCGGAUUUGGCGGAUCUAGAAACAAUGCCGAGCCUACAUCAUCCGGGGGAGGUUUUGGUGCUCCAAAAGCACCAACUGGAUUCCCAUCAGACAACAAUGAUGCAUCUGAAGAUGCACCAGCCGCCGGCGGUUUUGGCUUUUCUACGAAAGCUGCCCAAGAUGCGAAAAAAGCUGAAGAGAGUGCCACUCUGGGAAGUUCAACAUUUGGAACAGCUAAUAAUGCCGACGAGGAACCAACUGAAACCGGAGCCGAUGGCAACGACGACGACGAGUGGUAAAAUCUACGCGACGUCGUCAUUAUUAUUUGAUCUCGAGAGAUCUUUUGUUUAAUAGAAACAUUUCGAGACAUCGCUUCACACCAUUCUAUCGUAUUUUCGUAAUUAUCAAUUCUGGCAUGAUCAAUCAGUCAAUUGAACAUGGUGAUUUAUGUGAUGUCUCGAAAAUUUUCAAAUUCACGACACCGCAUUCUUUUAUUUGUUUUGUAAAUCUUCUGUUAAGUAUUGUUUCCGAUCCCGAUAUUUACUUACUCGUAUUCCGUAUUCCACCGUAUCCCCGUACCUUAUUUUGACUAUCUAUUUCUUUAUGAAUUUUGUAUUCAGUACCUAUUAAAUACAGUUCUGAAUUUUUUAACGGGGAAUUUUGUUUAAAAUAAAUCUCAAUGUUGGAAAU
Molecule: messenger RNA, 3283 nt
Organism: Caenorhabditis elegans
Lineage: Eukaryota; Metazoa; Nematoda; Chromadorea; Rhabditida; Rhabditidae
Gene: rde-12
Product: DEAD-box ATP-dependent RNA helicase rde-12
Exons: 7
Coding region: 13-2892 (959 amino acids)
Cellular component (GO): P granule; perinuclear region of cytoplasm; P-body
Molecular function (GO): ATP binding; ATP hydrolysis activity; nucleic acid binding
Source: RefSeq, marked reviewed